CUGGUAUGUAAACGGAAGCUGGAGAGCAAGAAAGAGGCCCUGCUGAUCCUCUCCAAGGAGCUGGACACUUGCCAGCAGGAGAGGGACCAGUACAAACUCAUGGCUAAUCAGCUGCGAGAACGACACCAGUCCCUGAAGAAGAAGUAUCGAGAACUGAUUGACGGAGAUCCAUCACUUCCCCCUGAAAAGAGGAAGCAGGCUAAUCUUGCACAGCUGUUGAGAGACUCUCAGGACAGGAAUAAACAUCUGGGAGAAGAAAUUAAAGAACUUCGGCAGAGGCUUGGCGAGGUCCAGGGUGACAAUAAGCUGUUGAGGAUGACAAUUGCUAAACAAAGGCUCGGAGAUGAAGAAAUUGGCAUGAGGCAUUUCGCAGCCCAUGAGCGGGAGGAUUUGGUUGAGCAGCUGGAGCGAGCUAAGGAACAGAUCGAGUCCUUGGAACAUGACCUGCAGGCGUCAGUGGAUGAACUCCAGGAUGUGAAGGAAGAGCGGGCUUCCUACCAGGACAAGGUAGACAGGCUGAACCAGGAGCUCAACCAUAUCCUGGGCGGUCAUGAGAACCGUAUCAUUGACGUGGAUGCUCUGUGCAUGGAGAACAGAUAUCUUCAAGAGAGAUUGAAACAACUCCAUGAGGAGGUCAGCCUUCUGAAGUCAAACAUUGCCAAGUACAAGAAUGCUCUCGAGAGACGGAAAAACUCCAAGGGCCAAGGCAAAUCCAGCAGUAGUGCUCUGACUGGGGUCCUGUCUGCAAAGCAAGUCCAGGAUCUACUCUCUGAAGAUCACGGGUGCAGCCUUCCAGCUACUCCACAGUCUAUUGCUGACCUGAAGUCUCUGGCCACAGCCCUUCUGGAGACGAUCCACGAGAAAAACAUGGUCAUUCAGCACCAGAGGCAAACCAACAGGAUCCUAGGGAAUCGAGUGGCAGAGCUGGAGAAAAAGCUAAGAACUCUGGAAGUUUCUGGACUGUGGAGUCUUCCAGGCCUGAGCUACAAUGUUUCAGUUGGAUUUGGGAGGGGCAAGGACACUAUACUGUUCAGUGACCAGACUCUAACCACCAUACAGAGGUCAAGGUCCCCACUGUUGAAAUUUGUGGAACAACCCACUGAGAACAAGGAGAGCACCAAGGAUGGGGAGAUUCAGAAGCAGGAGCGAGAUGAAAGCUGUGCAGCUGCUGAGGCGUUGACAGUGCCUGAGGAUGCUGAGAAGCCUGCUGUCAGCUCCCCAACACAGCCAAGCAAUAGGAACCAGUGCUCACACUUUCAUCAUCCUCCAUUACCCCAGCUCCCUUCAGAGGAACUAAACACCGUGGGAAAGGGAACUGUUCAACUGACUGAUGGACAGGAGGCUGCACACCUGGUCACCAGGGAGGCUCCCCUGGAAGAACAGAGGUGUGAGCCGGGCCUUUCCCCACCUAGCCUGGCCUCCCAGGGAGAGUGUACCACAACUCUCCAGGACCACUUGUCUUCCAUGCAGCCAGAGGCCAAAGCAUCUAGUGUGGAAGGUGACAGAGGGAUCUCGGAGGGCGGAGACAUGAGAAGCACUGUGCAAACCUGA
Messenger RNA from Cricetulus griseus (Chinese hamster), 1551 nucleotides. Lineage: Eukaryota; Metazoa; Chordata; Mammalia; Rodentia; Cricetidae. The record is from RefSeq and is a predicted model, not a curated record.